GAACUAUCAAACUGGAGUUGAGGGUGGCUGCGAGUCACACAUGGGUGCUAGGAACUGAACUCAGUCCCUUCGCUUGGUCUGCAGCAAGCACUCUAACCACUGAGCAGCCAUCUCUCCGGCCCUUUGAUUUAAAAGAACAGGCAGAAAAUGUUAGGAAUCAGUACUGUCACUCAGCCAGCAAUGACAACACUCACAUUUAACCAAUUAUGGAGGCUCACACUUGUUAAACCAGCAGCUGGGAAUUAGCAUGAGGAAGGUCACUGGUUUGAGGCUAGUCUGGGCUAUGUAGCAAGCUGCAGAUGUCUGAGCUAUACAGUGAACUCUCAAACAAGAAGCCCCCUCAUGUUCAUGAAGUAUUCUCAUGGACAUCCAGUGCCAUGAACUACGUACAGUUCUUGAUCUACAGACUCGAAAGCAGCCACAUAUCCAGCUCACACUCCAAGCAUGGUGUCACCAGUUCUGAUCCUCACACAACACAAAUGAAAGCAAUAAACUCAUAUUUUGGGAAACACCCAGCUGAGUUGCAGGGUAAUGCCUGUGGUUGUACAGUGCCCUACAACCACUUCUGGAGGUUGUACAACAGCCUGUCCUGUCUUAUGGUUGCUGGUCUUUUCUAAACAGUGGGUUGCAUGUCAGCCCACUGAGCUAGCCUCAGCCUCAUCCAUCGGGACGAUGCCAAAUACAGUGGUUAGAACUGAGAUUUUCAGAAGGACCAGAUCUGCAGCAGUUUGGGGAGACACAUUUGGAGCUAGUGGUUCAGGGAAGAUCAACUCCAUCCUUCAGGGUCCAUGACUUGUGUCUCAGGAGAGGCAGUUCUAGACUGAGACCUCCCACUUUAUUCAAAGGUAAGGCUACUGACCUGUGUAAGCUGGCCACAGCUCUGUGUGUGUGUGUGUGUGUGUGUGUGUGUUUUCAAGACAGGGUUUCUCUGUAUAGCCCUGGCUGUAGACCAGGCUGGCCUCGAACUCAGAAAUCCAUCUGCCUCUGCCUCCCAAGUGCUGGGAUUAAAGGCGUGCGCCACCACUGCCCAGCCUGGCCACAGCUCUUGAUCACGGAUGGCACAGAAGCCAGCCUGGUCCUGAACAGUCAGGGCGGCAGCAUUGAGCCUGAUGCGGAAGAAGCUGCAACUUUAACAGUGCGCAGGGAAGAGGGUUGGGGGGAUGGGCACCUUGGGACAGCAGCUGUGAACCAUCAACUUUGAAGUACCUAAAGAUACUUCAUAGUGUGGGCAGAGGGCUCAGCAUCCAACCCAGGGACGAACCAAGACUCCUGGGGGAGGCAGGGUGGAGUGGAGCACACGGACAGUGGGACAGGGGGCUCACACAAGAGCAGGAACUAAGGGAUUGCUGCCCUGCCUGCCUUCUCUGUCCUUGCCAACCGCCUACAUUGUUUGGACUUUGGGAGUCACAUGAAUGCAAAACCGGGUUCUCUCUGGGAAACUUAGCUCAUUAAGGCGUCUUCACCUGUAAAAGGAGAUCUAUCUCCCAAAAUGAAGCUGGAAUUUAAGAUAAGUGACUGAUUGCUUCUCAGCCUUUUGGCUAAGAUCAAGUAAGAGCAGUGACUGGCCUAGCCCUCUCCUGCUCUCAAGCUGGGGAAAGGUCCAACCCAACCCCAGCUCAUUUUACUUUGGAGGUACUCAAUCCUGACUCGUCUAGGAAAGUUUUCCAAAAGUAUAAAAAUUGGGGCGUAGACAUGAAGUAGCUCUGUAAUUCCAGCCCUUCAGAACAGGAUUUCCAUAGCUUCACGGGUAGCCAGCGUUACAGGGCAAGAUCUUGGUUUGGGUGGUGUACUGGCUAGUUUUGUGUCAACUUGACACAGGCUGGAGUUAUCACAGUGAAAGGAGUCAAUUGAGGAAAUGCCUCCAUGAGAUCCAGCUGUAAGGCAUUUUCUCAAUUAGUGACUAAGGGGUGAGGGCCCAUUGUGGGUGGUGCCAUACCUGGGCUUGGGUUCUAUAAGAAAACAAGCUGAGCAAGCCUCCAUGGCCUCUGCAUCAGCUCCUGCUUCCUGGCCUGCUUAGUCCCAGUCCUGACUUCCUUUCGUGAUGAACAGCAGUGUGUAUGUAGUGUAAGCUGAAUAAACCCUUUCCACCCCAACUUGCUUCUUGGUCAUGAUAUUUUGUCCAGGAAUAGAAACCCUAAGACAGGUGGUGUUUUUGUUUUGUUUUAAAAAAAGGUCGGUUGUUGUUGCACACACUUUUGGUCACAACACCUGGGAGGCAGAGGCCAGCAUGGUCUGCAAAGCGAGUCCCAGGACAGUCAAGGGUACACAGAGAAACUCUGUCUCAAAAAACAAAAACAAAAAGAACAUGGAAAAAGAAAAGAUCUGUGCCGAGGAUCCCUAUGUCCUUAUUGUGAAAAUCUUCCUGAAUUAGAAUACACAUAGGUAGGGCUGCCGUGACUUCACACCACGGAUCCACACCUAGGCAGCUCUCCCCUCACCCAAUACCCCUGUAACAUGACCACCCCUGUUGCGUUCGCGACAAUAAAAAGCAAGCCCUAACACCUAACUCGGCUCGGUGCACGUUGUGGAGAGGAGUUACCCAGUCUGAAAGAAGUUAGGUUGGUUCUAUUAAGGUGAAAACUGUCCCUUUGCAGUCUAGUAACAACGUGGAGGUGGGGGACAUCGGACAAGUCGCAUGGGUAGGCUAGCAGAGAGGGGUUGGGGACUGGGUCCCUCGCUCCUGUCAUAGCAGAGGUCUUUGCACACGGGCCUUGCGGCGUGCGCACCUGCUCUCACGGCCUCCUCGCCUGCCCCACCCCUGCCCGCUCGCCCCCAGGCUCGCCCCCGGGAAUCGCGUUCGUGCGGAGCAGCGCUCUGAGCCUGCGCGUUGCUGCCCGCCGCACAGCCGGCUUUCUGAAAGCCAGCCAUCUCCAAAGCCGAAGCACCGCACCACGGCCGCCGCUAGGGCCCGACUCUCGCGAGAGCUCCCUGGGCCACCCUUGCACCUUCCCCGACUCCACGGGGAAUUGGGAGGAAGUUCCGGAGAGCCGCGGCGCGCAAACGCGACACGCCAAUCUUGCGCCAGCGCGCCGCAAGUGCGCAGGCGCCGCCACACUGCUGCUCUUCCUCGUCCCUCUGCCCACAUCAGGCUGUCGGGUCCUAUGUCGCGCCGGGCCCUCCGGAGACUGAGGGGGGAACAGCGCGGCCAGGAACCCCUAGGGCCCGACGCCUUGAAGUUUGUCCUCCUUGAUGACGAUGACGCAGAGGAAGAGGGACCAAAACCGGGGCUGGGUGGCCGGCGCCCCGGGGGUGCAGGGAAGGAAGGAGUCCGUGUCAACAACCGGUUUGAGCUGAUAAACACGGAGGAUCUUGAGGAUGACCUUGUGGUAAAUGGGGAGAGAUCUGACUGUACCCUGCCGGACUCUGUGUCAUCAGGGAACAAAGGAAGGGCUAAACAUGGAAACGCAGAGACCAAGCAAGAUGGAGGGGCCACCAAAGCAGGGUCCUCGGAACAGUCUAAUGCAAGUGGCAAACUCCGAAAGAAGAAAAAGAAGCAGAAAAAUAAGAAAAGCUGCACAGGAGAAUCCUCGGAGAAUGGACUAGAAGACAUCGAUCGCAUCUUAGAGCGGAUUGAGGACAGCAGUGGGUUCAGCCACCCCGGCCCCCCUCCACUGAGCUCCAGGAAGCACGUCCUAUAUGUGGAGCACAGACACCUGAAUCCAGACACGGAACUGAAGAGGUAUUUUGGUGCUCGAGCGGUCCUGGGCGAGCAAAGGCCUCGACAGAGGCAGCGUGUGUAUCCCAAGUGUACAUGGCUGACGACCCCUAAGAGCACCUGGCCCCGGUACAGCAAACCAGGUCUAUCAAUGCGGCUGCUGGAGUCCAAGAAAGGCCUUUCUUUCUUUGCAUUUGACCAUAAUGAAGAAUACCAACAAGCACAGCACAAGUUCCUGGUGGCUGUGGAGUCCAUGGAGCCAAAUAACAUUGUGGUUCUGCUCCAGACAAGCCCCUAUCAUGUGGACUCCCUGCUGCAGCUCAGUGAUGCCUGCCGCUUUCAAGAGGAUCAAGAGAUGGCUCGAGACCUUAUAGAGAGAGCCCUGUACAGCAUGGAGUGUGCAUUCCACCCCUUGUUCAGUCUCACCAGUGGAACUUGCAGGCUGGAUUAUCGCAGACCUGAGAAUAGGAGCUUCUACCUGACCCUCUACAAGCAGAUGAGUUUCUUGGAGAAACGUGGAUGCCCACGUACUGCGCUGGAGUACUGCAAGCUCAUCCUGAGCCUUGAGCCAGAUGAGGACCCCCUGUGCAUGUUGCUGCUUAUUGACCACCUGGCCUUACGGGCCCGGAACUAUGAAUACCUGAUUCGCCUCUUCCAGGAAUGGGAGGCUCAUCGGAACCUGUCCCAGCUCCCAAAUUUUGCCUUCUCAGUUCCACUGGCCUAUUUCCUUCUGAGUCAGCAAACAGACUUACCUGAGCAUGAGCUCAGCUCUGCCAGGCAACAGGCUUCCCUCCUGAUACAGCAGGCACUCACCAUGUUCCCUGGAGUUCUUAUGCCACUGCUGGAGUAUUGCAGUGUGCGACCUGAUGCCACGGUCUCAAACCACCGCUUCUUUGGGCCGGAUGCUGAGAUCAGCCAGCCUCCCGCCUUGGGCCAGCUGGUGAGUCUGUACCUGGGGAGGUCACACUUUCUUUGGAAAGAACCCGCCAUUAUGAGCUGGCUAGAGGAAAAUGUCCAUGAGGUUCUGCAAGCGGUGGAUGCUGGAGACCCUGCUGUGGAGGCCUGUGAGAACAGGCGGAAAGUGUUGUACCAGCGUGCGCCCAGAAACAUCCACCGCCACGUGAUACUGUCUGAGAUCAAGGAGGCUGUUGCUGCCCUACCCUCGGAUGUGACCACACAGUCUGUGAUGGGGUUCGACCCUCUGCCUCCCCUGGACACCAUCUACUCUUACGUCAGACCAGAGAGGCUGAGUCCAGUCAGCCACGGAAACACAAUCGCCCUCUUCUUCCGGUCCUUGUUGCCAAAUUACACCACAGAGCUGUGUCUCAUUGUUCAGGGGGAGAGGCUGGAGGAAGGAGUGGCCGGGGGUCCGAACCGCAAUCAAGGCUUGAACAGGCUGAUGUUGGCCGUACGUGACAUGAUGGCCAACUUCCACUUCAACGACCUGGAGGUGCCUCGGGAGGACAAUCCUGAGGGCGAGGGGGACUGGGACUGAACUGUCCAGAUGCUGUGCCCAGAGCCGUGCAGUCACGUUCCCGAAUUCAUUUCUGGUUGGAGUUAACCAGUUCCGAGUAGAAAUGCUGACCAUGCCAUCACCCGUGUCUUUUGUUUUCCCUCUGAAGGGAGUGGGUUAUACUCUGGGUGAGCUUCCUCCAGUGUCCUCAGAAACAGUCCCAGAAGCAGUGCGCCCCACACUGGGUGCACCCUAUCAUGUGCCUCACACUUCAGCAUUUGUAACAUGGUGCAUAGAAGGGUUGUCCCAGGGUCUGCAGUACCAGGACCCUAUCUGCUCCUUGCUAGAGGCCCCUGAACCUUCCACACAUGCUACACCCAGCAUGUUUGCAACACUGAGGUCAAACCCAGGGCCUGGCACAUGGUCUGCUGCUGACUGACAGUCUCAGCCUGGGAACCUUAGAGGAAACUGGAAGGGCUGGAAGUGUCGCAGCUGGGCAGCUGCUCCCUUAGUAUGCACUGCAAAAGCCAGCGGUGCUGGUGUUCGUGUGUAAUCUCAGCAUUCAAGCAGAGAGGGGGACAAGAGGGUUAGAAGUUCAGGAUCACCCUCUGCUACAUAAUUAAGUUCAAAGCCAGUCUGAGUUAUAUGAGAUCCCAUCUCAAAAGAGAUGCAUGAGGGGCCUAGAAUUCAAAGAGACGUUAAAAAAAAAAGAAAUUGUCCUAAGCAGGUAAGGAAUACUUUACAGAGAUUAAAGGGUAUUUGAUCUAGGGAUGAGUGGGGAACCCUGACCAAGAACCCGAGUCCAGUGGCAGGAACAAAGACCAUAGCCAGGCAAGGCCGGAGGUCUGUGUCUCAUAAGCUGUUUGUGGAAAGCUCCAGGCUGCUGAGGUGUUACAGCUGUGUCAGGUGUCUCCCAGGCAGCACUGACGGUUUGCAUCCCACAAAGCCUAGCGGAGGCUCUAGUCUGUGGAGCAGAGUCUUAGCUGUGCAAUGACAGCGAGGGCCCCCUAAAUCUUGGUCCAUUGAUGCCUUCCUGGGAGUCUACGUGUUUCAGACUGGAUGAUUGGGUUUGGAGUACACAUAAAACACGCUUUAGGACUGAGCCAUUCUGAUGUAACGGUACUGGCUGGCAGGCCCGAUGGCCUGAAUUCAGUCCCCAGGACUCAUGUGCUGCACAGUGAGAGCUCGCUCCUGUAGCUUGUCCUCUGACCUCCACACAAUACACUGCCAGGUGCACACCUACAGAAUUACACCCAGGAAAUGGAAAAGGGACAGUUUGGGGUUAAAGCACUGUGCAGAGGCCCAGGCUGUGAACUUAAAGCACACAUGGAGGGUGACUCACAACUACCCAUGAUUCCAGCUCCAGUGUACACUUAAGGAGGUCUCUUAAUAGGUGCUCUGGGGCAAGGGGCCCUGGAUGUGACUGAGCAGGGGCCCAGAGCACUGCCCCUUCAGCAGAAUAUUGAGGGCUGACUUGUUUCCAUCUAUCAGCCUAAUGUCAUAGCCCAUUCCUAAGGGGGCCAUUUACAGGAGGGACUCCGUGUUCAACGUACAUGCCUGGUAAGAGGUCACAGGUCACAUGAAUUGGUGCUGAAUGUCUUUUUUUCUCCAGCAUGAAUUGGCAAGGCCAUGAAGUCUGGAUACAGGCUCUACAACUUCUGCUCGUGGGUCAGCAGGGGCCUGGGAGGGCAGGCCUGAGGGGCCUGGGGAGGGCAGGCCUAAGGGCAUGGCUCCCACCAGUUGCCUCACCUAUCCCUGGGUUUGGUGGGAUGAUCUACACCCAGUCCUGGGGAGGGUUACUGCUGAGAUGGGCCUCAUUCAAUGUGAGUUUCCAAGUUGGAAUGGCCUGUGGUGAGUUUCAGCCAAGGGGAGGAAGGACUGCCUAGGAAUGGAUGUAUGUUGUGGAAAUGACAAGCAAGCGCGGAAAACCUGGCAUCCUGCCUCUUCCUUUCAGCAGCUGUAAGUCCAUCCGGAUGAGGAUGUGACAUCUGGAGCUGCAGCAGCUAUUCUGCAACCACGUGACAACGAAUUCCAAAAUGAAGAGCCAUGCUCUAGGAACAGUGAAGCAGAGGAUACCCCAGGCCUUCAGGAACGUCCCACCUGCAGGCCUGUUUCCUGAGAGGCCAUCAGAUGAUCGGCUUCAGAAGUGUUGCUCAGCCUUGCAACUGAAUUCAUUUCUAAUGGUGAAAAAUAAAACCAGUCCUUCACACCACCUGUGGAUCAUCAUCGGGAAAAGUAACUUUCUGAGACAGAGUCUCACUGUGUAGCCCGUAGUGGCCUGGAGCUUGCUAUGUAGACCAGGCCGCCCUUUACUCUGUAGACCAGGCUGGCCUCGGAGAUCCGCCUGCCUCUGUCUCCCAAAUGUUAGGAUUAAAAGAGUGCACCACCACACCUAACCUGCAUGUCAUCUCAACAGCUUUAAAGUCUGGCCUGUCACCCAGGUAGGGGUGACAGUGUGUCCCGCUCCUCCCGUACCUCCCUGGCCCCUUUCCCAAGAGGCGCCUGCCUAUGUGUUCUGUGCAGAAUUGUUGGUCAUUUGUGCAUUUUCAUGUAGUCAGGGAGAAAACCUGUUUGCUGCCUCUCAGAGAAAGUUCACAAGAAAUGAAAGACUUUGAAACAAAAA
This is a messenger RNA of Mus musculus (house mouse), 7731 nucleotides long. It is a transcript of the gene Tcf25, whose product is annotated as transcription factor 25 (basic helix-loop-helix). The record is from RefSeq and is a predicted model, not a curated record. The transcript has 18 exons. Lineage: Eukaryota; Metazoa; Chordata; Mammalia; Rodentia; Muridae. Gene Ontology annotation, cellular component: cytosol; RQC complex; nucleus. Bases 3102 to 5150 code for a protein of 682 amino acids. Gene Ontology annotation, biological process: rescue of stalled cytosolic ribosome; regulation of protein K48-linked ubiquitination.